Cygnus olor (mute swan) is the source of this 8815-nucleotide messenger RNA. RefSeq names its product BAF chromatin remodeling complex subunit BCL11B (gene BCL11B). The transcript is spliced from 4 exons. NCBI's taxonomy places the organism in Eukaryota, Metazoa, Chordata, Aves, Anseriformes, Anatidae. The record is from RefSeq and is a predicted model, not a curated record. Gene Ontology annotation, cellular component: nucleus. The coding region runs from base 919 to 3570 and encodes 883 amino acids. Gene Ontology annotation, molecular function: DNA-binding transcription factor activity; RNA polymerase II cis-regulatory region sequence-specific DNA binding. Gene Ontology annotation, biological process: positive regulation of transcription by RNA polymerase II.
ACUUGAACUUGAAUUUUAUCCCAUUGUACAGAGGCAGCCCCAGCCAUAGAGAGACAGAGCGCUCCCAGAGAACCAGGACUCCGCCAUCUUCACAUUGCAAUAUAUAAUAGUAAUAGCCAGCACCAGCCCAGCUGCACUGGGGGCUUCCUUCCUUCCAGUCCCAGUGCCAGGCGAGGGGGGAAGAGUGCAAAGUGGUGCAGGAGCACUGGCAAUCCAAAAGCACCAGGGCAAAGCAGUGCCACUUGAGCUGGGAAAGAGGAGACACAGUUUUGGCUACCCCUUUUCAAAAAAAUUCUCUCUAUAUAUCUACCCAGCAAGGGUCAAUCUCUGAAAAACAUUUUUUUUUUGCAAUUUUUUUUUGUUUGUGGGCAAUCCCAAUUCAAGUACUUUUUUUUUUUUUUUUUUAUAUUCCUGCUUUUUUUCUUUUUCUUUUUCUUUUUUUUUUUUCUUUUUUUCUUUUUUUUUCUUUUUUUUUUUUUUUUUUUUUUUUUUUAACCCUCCUGGUGGAAAAGCGCACUUGCCAAUUUGCCAAGCACUCUGGAAAGAGGGAAAGAGAAAAGUGUCACUGGCGGUGCAUAUCCUCCUAAGUUCAAGAAGAGAUUUGGAAGUCCAAGUGGCAGAAGCAGUGGAGAAAAGACAGAGUGUGUGAAAGAGAGAGGAAAAAAGAGCGAGAAAGCUUUUCCUGAUGAUGAUGAUUUUUAAUUGAGAGGAGAUCCCAUCCAGUGCACCACAGCAGCGACAAAAAGGAGGUGUUAUUUUUUUUUCUUUUUUUUUUUUUCUUUUUUGAAAGAAGAAGAACUCGGUAAAGAAGAAGAAGAAGAAAGAGGAAAAAAAAAAAAGAGGAGGAGGAUCGGCCCCCAACACAUCCCCCCAGACCAGUGCAGCUCUCCAGGCGAUGCCAGUGUAAAUGCCAGGGCAAUGUCCCGUCGCAAGCAGGGAAACCCGCAGCACUUGUCACAAAGAGAGAUUAUCACACAGGCUGACCAUGUGGAACCGGCACUCGCCGACGAGGAUGAGAGCCUGGCAAUAGCAGAGCCGGGUGGCAUCAGCAUCGCCGCAGGCGGGACAGACCCCGACUUGUUAACCUGUGGACAGUGUCAGAUGAACUUCCCGCUGGGAGACAUCUUGGUUUUUAUAGAGCACAAGAGAAAACAGUGCAAUGGCACUGGUGGUGCCUGCUAUGAAAAGAGCAUGGAUAAGAGCAGCCCUCCCCCCUCCUCACGCGCCGAGCUCAGGAAAGUGUCAGAGCCAGUGGAAAUCGGGAUCCAAGUCACACCCGAUGAAGAAGACCGUCUUCUCACGCCUACAAAAGGAAUUUGCCCCAAGCAGGAGAACAUUGCAGGGCCGUCCAGGCCUGCAAACCUGCCGGGGGCUCCCAUAGCUGCCUCCUCCCACCCUCACACAUCCGUCAUCACGUCACCUCUCCGCGCACUGGCCUCUCUCCCGCCCUGCCUUAGCCUGCCCUGCUGUGGUGCACGUGCAGUCUCAGUUGGCGGGACUCAGACUGAGAUUCAGACUGAGACGUCAGGCACAUUUGGAUGUCAUUGUCAGUUGUCAGGUAAAGAUGAGCCUUCAAGCUAUAUUUGCACAACAUGCAAGCAGCCUUUUAAUAGCGCUUGGUUCUUGCUUCAGCAUGCCCAGAACACACAUGGAUUCCGCAUCUACCUGGAAACAAGCCCUUCAAACAGUUCCCUUACUCCACGCAUCACCAUCCCUCCUCCUCUGGGACCAGAGACUGUUGCACAGUCCCCGCUGAUGAAUUUCCUUGGAGACAACAACCCUUUCAAUCUUCUACGGAUGACAGGACCAAUCUUGCGUGAACACCCAGGCUUUGGUGAGGGUCGGCUCCCAAACACGCCUCCAUUGUUCAGCCCACCACCUCGUCAUCAUCUGGAUCCACAUCGCCUUAGUGCCGAAGAAAUGGGGUUAGUUGCCCAGCAUCCCAGUGCCUUUGACAGAGUUAUGCGUUUAAACCCCAUGGCAAUUGAGUCCCCAGCGAUGGAUUUCUCCAGAAGGCUUCGAGAGCUGGCAGGAAACAGUUCCACCCCUCCGCCAGUCUCGCCCAGUCGCACCAACCCUAUGCAUCGCCUGUUGAAUCCUUUCCAGCCGAGUCCUAAAUCACCUUUUUUGAGCACCCCGCCACUGCCCCCCAUGCCCCCCAGCAGCACUACGCCUCCCCAGCCUCAGGCCAAGAGCAAGUCCUGUGAAUUCUGUGGGAAAACAUUCAAGUUCCAGAGUAACCUUAUUGUCCAUCGGCGCAGUCACACAGGAGAAAAGCCCUACAAAUGUCAGCUCUGUGACCACGCUUGCUCCCAGGCCAGCAAGCUAAAGCGUCAUAUGAAAACGCAUAUGCAUAAAGCUGGCUCCAUGACAGGCAGGUCAGACGAUGGACUGUCCACCACGAGUUCCCCUGAGCCAGGCACAAGUGAACUCACUGGAGAGGGACUGAAACCCGGUGAGACAGAUUUCAGGAACGAGAGCGAUCCUUCCCUGGGCCAUGACAAUGAAGAAGAGGAAGAGGAGGAGGAGGAGGAAGAGGAGCUGGAAAAUGAGAGCAGGCCAGAGUCAAGCUUCAGUAUGGACUCAGAGCUGAGUCGUAACCGAGAAAAUGGCUCCAAAUCGCUGCCGGACGAGAAGUCCCUCGUCCUAGGAAAAGUUAUAGAGAAUGUAAGUCUCGGUGCCAUCCAGCAAUACAACGACAUGCUAGCUGAGAAACAGAAGAGGAGUAGCUUCAUGAAAAGGUCUUCUGACCAGCGAGACUUGUGUCCUCGAGACCUCUGUCCGAGAGAUACAGGUGAUGAAGACUCGGUGGUAGGAGAGCUGGACCGCACCGAGGAAGGGACGGUCAAUGGAAGAAACUUUGGCCCAGGUGAGCCCUUCCCAAACUUGUUCCCUCGCAAGCCGACACCUAUCACGAGCCCCAGUUUAAACAACUCAUCUAAAAGAAUAAAGGUUGAGAAAGAUUUGGACUUGCCACCAGCAACAAUAAUACCUUCCGAAAACGUUUACUCCCAGUGGCUGGUAGGGUACGCAGCAUCUAGGCACUUCAUGAAGGAUCCGUUUCUAGGAUUCACAGACUCCCGACAAUCCCCCUUUGCCACCUCUUCCGAGCACUCAUCGGAGAACGGGAGCCUGCGUUUCUCCACCCCACCGGGGGACAUGCUGGACGGGGGGCUCUCAGGGCGCAGCGGCACGGCCAGCGGAGGCAGCACCCCCCACAUCAGCGGUCCGGGCCCCGGGCGACCCAGCUCGAAGGAAGGGCGCAGGAGCGAUACAUGUGAGUACUGUGGCAAGGUCUUUAAGAACUGCAGCAAUUUGACGGUGCACCGUCGGAGCCACACUGGAGAGCGGCCUUACAAAUGCGAGCUCUGCAACUAUGCAUGUGCCCAGAGCAGUAAGCUGACGCGUCACAUGAAAACGCAUGGCCAGAUAGGGAAGGAGGUCUACCGCUGCGACAUUUGCCAGAUGCCCUUCAGUGUUUACAGCACCCUGGAGAAACACAUGAAAAAGUGGCAUGGAGAACAUUUGCUGACAAAUGACGUCAAAAUUGAGCAGGCAGAAAGAAGCUAAGCCCCCCCACACCCCCCCCUGCCCCGUCCCUUCCCCUCCCUCCCCCCCGCUAGGUUAAAUUUCAGGGGUCUAGGUAACAUUUUAUUUGUACAGUUUAACUAUUGCCAACUGAGAAAAGAUGACCUAACUUGCCUCCGUAAACAUAACUUAGCAUAACUAUGGUAGGUGCCAGACUUUGGCACUUAAAUAUAACCUGUGUCUACAAAGUUCUAUUAAACCCGAGGGUUGAUUAAGGCAGUAAAAAUUGUGGAGCCUUUUAACUGUGCAAUAAUUUCUGUAUUUAUUGGGUUUUUGUAAUUUUUUGGCAUGUGCAGGUACUUUUUUUUAUUCUUUCUGUUUAAAUUUCUUUUAAAAUUUUGUUGGGUAUCCCUUUUUAAUUUUACCCAGUCGUAGCCUGAGAUUACUUGCAUUGUAGGGGUGAAACAUAUCUUUUUAAAUUAUAAUUUUUGGGCCGCUGCUUUGUUGAAAUUUAAGCUAAGCAUGUGUAAUUUCUUGUGAAGAAGCCAGCAUUUUAACAGAGAUCUUUCUUUCUUUCCAAAUCCUCCCCCCACCUCCUUUUUUUUCCUUUCCUCUUUUAAAUAACCUUGAAGAUUAGUGAAAACAAAAUUGUACAGCGGAUAACAAUCUUUAAAAUUAGCACUUUCUUUUGGAAUUGGGUGGAUUAUGUAGCACUGACAAUGUCACUAACGAUAGAGGCCUUUUAUAGAUGGAUUUCAUCAUUAAAGUCACGCCAGCUAAAAAGACAUAGGUGCAGACGGCAGCUACAUUCAGAAAAGAGUACCAUUCUUAAUUGUGCAUUAUUACAAGAUAGUUUCUUCUUGUUGUUAAAGCUAUGGCAACAGAAUGGUGCCAUUUUGUCACUUUUGUUUUUUUUUUUUCCCUCCUUUUUCCCCUCCUGCCACUUUUCCCAGAGACAGUAAAAGUACAUCUCAAGUAUUGUAAUAUUCUUUUCAAACCUCAGAGGAGCCAAAUGCCAUCUUUUUUCAUUUUAAACUGCACAAACAUAUUUCUGAGUCCAGGACGUCUGUAUGUGCCUCUCCUUUAGACCAGAUUUGCUGUAGUUGAAAUAAUUACUAGAGGAUGGGCAAGUGGCAAUUUCUCAGUGAACAGUCUCAACUCAUAGUCAUUUGUUAUGUGAAUGGAAAUAUCAGAACUAUCUUCUAUGAUGUACAAUGGCAUUAUUAUAAGGAAAGGAAAAAAUAAAUUAUAGUUGAUCUACCUAUCUUGGCAAGAUUCUGCUCCUACUGAAGUCGUUAAGAAUUUUCCCAUUGACUUAAUUAGGAACAGAAGUUAGUUGUAUUAUAAGAAAAGCAUUAUGACAGAAAAAAAAAUAAAGAAAAGAAAAAUGCACCUGCUUUACUUUCAAAUUUUAAAUUUUUCAAAGCCCAUUAUGACUAAUAUUAACAAACAGUGGACAAUUAUGGUUAGAGAUUUUAAUUAUGUUGACCCGCACUUUAAAGCUUUUGUUUGUGGUUAAGAGAAAAAUGGCUUCUCAACAAGAAAUUACAUCAUAUUCUUCUACUUGGCCCAAAGGUGGGUUAAACUGUAAGGGAACAGCUGAGAUUAAGUGUCAGUGUUGCUAAGCAUGGCAUUCACAAUACUGGCACUAUAAAGAAAAAUAAAUAAAAAUAAUUUAUUGGACAGUUUUUCUACUGCCAUUCAAUUUGACGUGAGUGCCUUGAAAACUGAUCUUCCUAUUUGAGUCUCUUGAGACAAAUGCAAAAUGUUUUUGUGAAAUGAAAAGACUUUUAAAAAAAAGUAAAACAAGAAAAGUACAUUCUUUAGAAAAAAAGAGCCACAUUUACUUAAAAAAAAAUUACUGGUUGAAGAUAGUGGACAUGAAAAUGCCAUAAGACCCAAUCAAAUGAAGAUGUAUACCCAGCACAACUUCGGACAUCCAUUAGCUGAAUUAUUCUCAGCCUUUUUUUUUUUUUCAGGACAACGCUGCUUAGGAAAUGGAAUGGAAAUGAUUUACUGCUGAAUUAAAACUCAAAUGACACAAAUUACAAGUUGUUAUCAUUGAAUGAGAAAAAACAAUUCAGGAACAACGGCUAAUUUUUUUUAAAAGUUAAAUUUAGUGCACUCUGUCUUAAAAUACGUUUACAGUAUUGAAUACAUACAAGGGUAAAAAAGAAAUUGUGUGUAUGUGUGUUUGAGCAAUCUUUUUUUUUUUUUUCAAAGUUUGCUUAAUAGGUUAUUAAAAAAUGCCAUAAUGGCCAUGUGUAUAUUGUUUUCUUUUGGUGACGGGGUUUUAGUAUAUAUUAUAUAUAUUAAAAUUUCUUGAUUACUGUAAAAGUGGACCAGUAUUUGUAAUAAUGGAGAAUGCCUGGGCAUUUUACAAAACCAGAAAGAAAAAAAAAAAAAAAAACCUUUUCUUUUUUCCUUGAAAAUGUUGCAGUAAAAUUUAAAUGGUGGGUCUAUAAAUUUGUUCUUGUCACUGUAACUGUAAAGUCUUGAGUUUUAGUAAAUUUUUUUCUGCCUUGGGUGUUGAAUUUUUAUUUCAAAAAUGUAUAGAAUCUUGUAUUUGGGGAUUAAAAGGUGAUUGCUACACCAUGUAGAAAAAGUAUGUAGAAAAAAGUGCUUAAUAUUGUUAUUGCUUUGCAGAAAAAAAAAUCACGUUUCUGACCUGUACCUAUUUUUCUCUUUUUUUCUCCCCCAUUCCUCCUUCCCUUCCCCUUCUGGAAUGGAUAUUGAUAUUGGUUGAUUCAUAUGAUGUAGGCACUUGCUGUAUUUUUACUGAAGCUUGUAAUUUUUUAACUGUACGCUUGUCCUUUUAAAGGGAUUUAAUGUACCUUUUUGUUAGUGAAUUUGGAAAUAAAAAUAAAAACAAACAAACAGGCUGCCAUAAUAUAUUUUUUUAAUUUGGCAGGAUAAAAUAUUGCAAAAAUAAAAAAAAAUUUGUAUGUGAAGUCCUUAUUGUACAGGAAAAAAGGGGGUUGUUAGACGACCUUUGAGUAAAAGAAACAAAACAAAAUAAUUAAGUGCUUUUUUAUUUUUUUUUUGUUAUUGUUGUUCAGAAAUAAUUUUAGUUGUAUAUAUAAUUUUUAUUUUUUUUUUGUCAGAAAUGGCCUACAAAAAAGUGCUGUUCCCACAGGGCUCUAAAUAACUUCAAAGUUGCCUGGACCCCUUGCAUCAAGGUUUUACCAGGUAUGGUUGAACCAGGCUGGAUGGUUAUUGCCUAUUCGUGAGAAAUGAAAUCCAGUUUCCAUAAAGGUGUCUGAGGUGACAUCCCACAGCUUCCCUGCAGGUUCAAGAGAGAGAGAGGAGAUCCCUCCCUCCCCCAAAAAGAAGAUGUCCAACACAUCUUCCCUCUCCCGGCUACCCCACUCACUGCUCCCUGCCACUGCCCUCUGGAAGAAAGGCAUUUUAUAGCAAAAAAUGAGAACUGGCGCAUCCACUUUGACACAGGUAAAAUGAUCCGCUGUCGGUACAGUUGUGACCGGGUUGAAGUAAAAUUGGUCCAGGCACAGUCCUCCUCUUCCCUGUCAGAACAGGACCUACUCCAUGUACAGGUCUUGCCAGUCCAUGUUAUUAGCUGCUUUGCUGCUGUUCACUCCGAGUUGUACAUUCCAUAAAUUUCUGAAUGUUUGAGGGACUGGGAUGAAAUUCUGUGCCUUUUGAUGUCUCUCUUCUUUGCUGUUCUUUCUCUCUCUCUCUCAUGCUCUCUCCCUUUUGGGUCGAGGGGAAGACAGGUGGCAGAAGAGGCACUGAUGCUCUAGUGAAGGGGAGAAGGAGAAAGUGCUCACCGCCCUUGCAGGAAAUGACAGUAAAACUAAAACAAACAAAAAGAAUUUCCAUGCCAAAUUCUUCUGCAGCUUUCAUCAGUGCAGAACGGCUGGAGCAAUUGGAGAGGCAUGGGUGUGACAGCAGGGAGAAUUUGGUCCAGCUACCUAACAGAUAUGUCUUCCUGGCUCGAGCAACCUACCCUUAAGACUUCUGGACAAAUUUUGGAUCUCAAUUAAACUGAUAACCAUCAGGAAUUAUUCAUCACUCUUAGUGCUGGAUUACUCCAGCUCAGCUGAGGCAGGAAUGUGAUCCCUUAAAGGCAUAUUUUCACUUUUUGGUGAAAAUUCAGAACUCUGACAUUUGUAUAGAACCAGAGUCAUAUCACAGAAUUCGGCAGAAUGCCCUGGACGUACAUCAGCGUAAUGAAGAUCAGAAGUUAACAGUCCGCUUAUCAAUGUUUUCAGUCCAUGAUUCUUUGCUUUAAGAAUUAAUUCACCUUUCAUUUUAGUGUAAGCUGCUUAGGAACUCCGGUCUCCCUACUUCUUUUUUUUUUUUUUUUUCUUUUUUUUUUUUUUUGUUAAUCCAGGAUAGUUAACGCCAGCAGUUGUCUAGUCUUGUGACUUAGACUACUGAAACUAAAAAUAAGUCACCCCAAAAGCACAAAGGUUGUGUUUCUGCAGACUGUAGUGAUAUAGUGGUAAUGAAAUGGCCCUCCUUUUCUUCUUGCUUAGGAGAACUGUAGUUUACUAGGCCAUAAGCACAAUAUAGCAUAGAUGUAAAAUAGCUAGAAUGCUGCCAUAGUUCUCUUCACAAUUUUAUUUUAUUUUUUAAUUAUUAUUAUUAUUUCAAGGUUGAAUUUAUUACUUGCAUUGUGUCUAAUCCUGCUGCCUUUGAAGUCUGGAUCAAAACUCCAGAUGACUUCCUUGGCAACAGGACAGGCCCAAGAACCUGGUUUGAAGAAGAAAAAUACUUAUUUUUAAGGAAAGGUUCAAAAAAUCAGCAUUUCAUCCCAGUCCUAUGUAAAAGACAGUCCAAGGUUUUGUUUAUCACAGGCAAACUCAUUUUUAUGGUGCUCUUUGUAUUUUAGAACUGCAAAGCAAAGUAACGUUGAUUUAAGUUGUUUGCAUUUGUACCGGCAAGGCAAAAUAUUUUUAUUACCUUUUUCUAUUACUUAUUGUAUGAGCUUUUGUUGUUUACUUGGAGGUUUUGUCUUUUACUACAAGUUUGGAACUAUUUAUUAUUGCUUGGUAUUUGUGCUCUGUUUAAAAAACGAGAGCACUUUUUUUUUUUUUUAUUAUGGAUAAAAUGUUGAGAUGGCUGGAGGUCAUUUCAAUAUGGCUUAGUGAAAUAUUUAUUGUUCCUUUUAUUCUCUGUACAAGAUUUUUGGCCUCUUUUUUUUUUCCCUUAUUGUCACAAUGUUGAGUUCAGCAUGUGUCUACCAUUUCAUUUGUACGCUCGUUCAAAACAACGUUUGUUCCAGUUUCAAGUUAUAAAAAUAAAUUGGACAUUUGACUUGAUC